GUCGGAAAGCACGUCCAUUCCACUUUACAUCCGCUACUCCAAGAUUUACUAUGUAAGCUAUCCAGGCACGCUAGCCACGAAAAUGACCAGCGAAAACUGGAAACCGGUUCGACCCUAAACGCGAGUACAAUAUACGCGGUUGUGCCAGUGAUUAUGGGCCUAGUAGCCCUAUUCCUCUUGGCCCUUGUAGGGUCCGCUGCCUUGGAACAAGACGAGGACAUUCCUCACAACGAAGUUAGAAAUUGGGCCUUACAAUUUGGCGUAGGCCUGUGGGAAUACGGCAAAAUGAUGACAAAAAUGAACGAAUUACAAAGGAAAUACCACGACGUAGAUAUAAACGUAGUUAGGAAAGAUGGACUGAUUUUAAUAAGAGAAAUGGCAACCGAAGUUAAAAACAUGAUGGAUUUUAAAAUGAGCGCUGUCAUGCGCAUUAUGGACUCAGCUGAACAAGCUGCCUUAGCUUGGAGGCCUGAUGGUACAACCUCAACACCUCGCUAUUACAACGCUGAAAGACUUAAUGCUUUUGCUCCUGAUGGUCGACCAGCUGACGGUACUAAAGAACUAGUACUCACACCAAACCCCCACUUCGAUCACCUCCCUGUCAAUGUCAGUCUUAGUACAGUCUUAACACCCUCAAACGUACAAGACUCUGAUUCUGAGGUGGCUGGAGCUAUUCAAUGGUCCUCUCAUUUAGACCCACUCUUCGUCAGCAACUACGAAGGAGAUCCGUCGUUGUCCUGGCAAUUUUUCGGUAGUUCCUCAGGGUUUCUUCGACGGUACCCUGGAAUAGCUUGGCCCCCGGAAGACUUGUCAACCUUACAAGAAUCCAGAGCAGGACGUAGGCCCUACGAUUUCAGAUCAGCAGCUUGGUACGUGGGAGCCGCCACCUCACCAAAAGACAUAGCGAUUUUGCUUGAUGCCUCUGGCUCGAUGGUGGGACACAGAGGCAAUUUAGGAAGAGCUGCAGUAGAGGCAAUUCUGGAUACGUUGACAGAUAACGAUUUCGUGAACGUUUUUAAAUUUUCUGAUGAAACGAUCGAGACCUUGCCAUGCUUCAGGGAUCAGUUGGUUCAGGCCACAGAGGAAAAUAUUAGGUGGCUAAAAGACUCUUUGGGAACAAUUAAGCAAGAAAACAUCGCAAACUUUUCUUCAGCAUUAAUUACAGGUUUCGAAAUACUUCACAAGUAUAACAGAACUGGACAGGGGUGCCAAUGUAAUCAAGCUAUAAUGUUGGUAACAGAUGGACCACCAUCUACAUACAAAGAUAUUUUCAAAAUUUAUAAUUUUCCUCAUAGACCAGUUCGAAUAUUUACUUAUCUGAUUGGAUCUGAUACAAGUAGCGCCAACGACAUGCAUUGGAUGGCUUGCGAAAAUAAAGGGUACUAUGCCAGAAUUCAAAGCUAUGACGAAAUAAAACAAAAAGUCCUACAUUAUAUUGAGGUGAUGGCUAGACCUAUGGUGAUGUACCAAAAUGACCACCCUGUGUACUGGACACCAGCCUACGUGGGUGGCAGGGCUGAUAGCUUUUCCGAUGAUAAAAUAGGGCAGUUGAUGACAACAGUAACAACUCCGGUAUUUGAUCGAAGGAAUCAUUCGGUACGUUUAGCAAACGUUCUGGGAGUCGUUGGUACCGAUGUUUCCAUCGAUGAAAUAAGGAAACUUGUGCCCCCAUAUAAACUCGGUGUUAAUGGUUACUCGUUUAUAGUAAACAACAAUGGGCACGUCUUGUACCAUCCAAACCUAAAACCACCGAAAACAAGCGAACAAUACGAGGAUAGUCUCGAACCUCAGUAUAUCUCUGUCGAUUUAUCAGAAGCUGAGUUAAUAGAAAAUGAAAAUGGUCCUAGAGAAAAUCACAGCGCCCUCUUAGAUAUAUUUCAGCUAAGACAAGAUAUGAUCAAUCAAAAGGAGGGUGAGACGGAACUGAGUGUGAAAAUCCAUUACGAUGACAUGAGGCGAGUCACUACAAGGAGGUAUAAAUAUUUCUACAACCCCAUAGAAGGUACGCCAUUUUCUCUGGGGUUGGCCAUCCCUGAAGGUUACGGGAUGUACGAACUCCUUGCCGAACAAGAAAUAAAACACAGCCAGAAAAACGGUAAGAAAAUAACGGAUUACUUCAAGGGAAAUAAUUGGAGGGUGCAUCCAGAUUGGGUGUACUGUGAAUAUACUGCCAGCACUUCAGGAGAACAGUGGUUCAAAACAGCAGAAGAACGUGUUCUGCAUUUUCUAUCCAGAAGUAGAAGGCCUGGCUGGAAAUGGAUGUCGUUGAGACCUAGAUCGCCCUUACAAAGAGAACACCAUCAUUUUUCACCCAAACAAGACAAAGAUGCUUAUUAUUGCGAUAAAACUUUAUUACAGUCUUUAGUUUUGGACGCCAUGGUAACGGAGAGUCUGGAGAAGCACAGGCCGCGAAUGGAAGAUAAGCACCCUAUUGGCACUCUUUUGGUACAGUUACAAAGCCAAGGAUAUGACAUCUUCGGUCGAACAAUCUCUUUUGUGGCAACUAGAAGCGGAUUGUUACGCUGGACUAAUUUCACAAACGUUGAAUCUGAUGACCCGCCAUUUAGCCAAAGAAAUGCUAGAGCUCUUGACGAAUCAUGGUACAGACGAGCAGUAGAUCAACAUUCCAUCGAGCCAGAAAGCUUCGUUUUUUCUGUACCCUUUGCUGACCGCUUGACCAACGCUCCUACUACAAGUAGAGUACUCCUCACGGCGGCCCAUGCUGUAUUCGUAGAGCACAAGGGCCACAGAGCCCCCGCAGCUGUGGUAGGUCUUCAGUACCAACACGCUUCUAUAGCUGCCCAUUUCUUAAAUAUCACUUCCAAGUGUACUGGUUCAUCAGCUUGCAAGAAAACAUGUGCUAGUGACAAAUUAGACUGCUACGUGCUUGACAAUAACGGCUUCAUAAUUAUAUCAGAAAAUAACGAGCAUACUGGUAGAUUCUUUGGGCAAAUCGACGGUACCAUCAUGGAUUCUCUGGUUCAGGACAGGAUAUACAAAAAAGUCGCUGUCUACGACUAUCAAGGCUCUUGCUCAAACAGCAAGUAUCAUUUCAGUGGAAAAGCUAGCAAGCUACAACCAAUAGGUCCAGUAAAUUUGGUCUUCAACUUCAUGAUUCAUGUAGUCUUGAUGCUCUUCUCCAAAAUUAAAUCAGUAUAUGCCACGGCCCUUGCAUAUUCCCAAGAAGAAGACGAGAUAAUUUACGAGUACGAAUAUAAUGUUGGGGAGGAUUUAGAUGAGAAAAAUCCUAUACCAGCUCCUCCAAUUGAUUUUGUGCCACCUUUCGAAUCUGAUCCUUUGGAGGGAGUAGAUUUGGGCCAAUGGGGCAAAAGACCGUGCGAUAGGAAAGUGGAGCUGUACGCUUUACAACCACAAAGGCUUAAUACCAGUGGCCAGAACAACCCUCUCAAAGGAAAACUCACCAACUGCCAUGUAACAGGUUGUGAAAGGCCUUUUAGCGUUCAGAAAAUUCCUCACAGCAACUUGAUUCUGUUAGCUGUUGAUACUCUAUGUCCUUGUGGAAGUAAGCAGCUCAGUAUCACACCCCAGGAGUUGGCGUAUGAAUCCAGGGAGCAGAGUGGUUGUGCCCAUAGACCUAGACCAGGACUAUACAGAAGAAGACCACCAAAAUGCAUUAACUAUCAUCCUGAGGAAAUUGAAAUCCACAUUUGUGGAGAAGCUACAAUAAUAACCCUGAAUAUGUUGGCGUUGAUCUUGGGUGUUAUACACUGUAUGUUCGCAUUUUUGUCGUGAUCAUGUGUACUAAACUAGGCCUCUAAAAUUUAAGUAGUUUUGUAAGGGUAAAAACCUAGAAAUCGACGUAACAUAUUGUGAAAUGCUCAUAUCAUUUUAACCCAAAAUAUUAGAAAAAAAAACAAUUUAUUUGGAACCUAUUAUAAAUUCCUUUGCGUUCUUAGUUUUGUACGGUCUUAUAUACGAGAAAAGAAUAAACUAAAGUAAGGACAAAUUGUAAAUAUUAUUAAAUGUUGUAGAGAAAAUCUUCACAAUUAUUAUCUUAGAAGAAUGAAUAUUUUUUAAAACAAAAUUAUCCUAGAAAGGAAUGAAAAUAAGGGAAUGACAAUAACCUAAUAUGUUUUUUUGCAAAUUUUUAUAUUCGUAUUGUUUAUACCUUAUACAAACUACAAUAGUAAUAAAUAUAGACAUAUAGAGUAAGACUCGAUGAGUAUCUCAAAACCGAAAUAAUUUGUUUUGACACAAACAAAACACCUUUAUCCGUCAAUUUUGUUGAUUAUUAGUGUAAUAUACGUAAAUUCUAAAUGAUAGCCACGCGGCUAUAACUGCUAUUAUAUCAACUUAAAUUAUAUAUAUUAGUAUAUAUCUUUAGAUGUCAGAUAUCAAAAAAUAAAAUAAAAUACGAAAUUCUAUGAGGUUUGUCCUAUAUGCAAUGUUUCAAACGUUUCAAAAUUAAAGCUCUUUUGGCUUGCUAUAUAACUUUAUGAUGAACAUUUUGUAUAACUAAAAGAACUUCUUUUUUACGACAUAAUUUUAAUGAAAAAAAAUAACGAAAUAUCACAAGUUGUAGCAAAUUAUAUUUGGGUCACUGAAAAUUGAGGAAAAAUUACCACAAGUAUUUUCUAACUUUAUUUACUUGUGAGUGUAAAAAAAACAAUUUCGUUAAAUUUUCAUUGGUAAUUUCCUCAAAUUUUUGUCAUCCUAUAUUUAGACACGUAAGAACAAUUCAUUUUUAUAUGACAAUACUGUUUAAAAUAAAUCUGUGAAUAUUUAUUAUACAGGUUGUAGUUGAAUAGUGGAAUAAUAUGUUAUGUAAAUAAUAAAAGUACAUAAUUAAAUUAACUAUAGAAAAAUUACUAAAAAUUUCUGUUAAGUUUUUAUAACUUUUAUCGAGUAAAACACUUAUUGAAAAUGCGGAUUAGAUCCGUUUUGAAAAAUUUAACGCUGUUACUAGUCGAUCCUCAAAAUUUUCAUUCAUCCAGUGGUGUAGCUAGAGAAGAUAUGCCAGGGAAUAAUUCACUAUAACAUAAACUGCUCCAAUAUCAAUUUGCUAUAAUAUGACUACACGACUACACUGUUAUAUACAAAAUAAUGGCCUACAAAUAUUUAAUUCGAGAUUUCUCCCUAUUUACACAUUUCUAGCUACGCCACUGUAAAAAUCAUCACUUUUCACUUUCUGUCAUAAUAAAUGUUAAUUUUUCAUUUCACCACUCCAGGUUUGCUGUCUUAUGAUUAUAGGUAAAUAUAUGGAAAGGCUUUGAUGAAAAAACUACGAUAAGUGUCUAUUCAUGUCUGAAAUUUUCUUUCAAACUAGAAAACUUCUUUCAAUUUCGUAUAACAGCAACAGUUUUUACUUCAAGAAAUAUUGUAAUAGUGCCAGAAAAAUAGAAAGCACCUCUUUUCGCAGAUGGAAAUUACAUUAGUUCUAAAAGUUUCUUGUAAAAUACAAAACUUUUAUCAGAAAAAAAUUAAUUCGAAACAUUUCAGACCGAAUAGGAAAAUUUUCGAUUCAAUUUGAUGCGCAGCCAUAUUCAAGGUUGCUGCGUAGUAAUAAAUAAGCUACUUUACUUACCG
Sitophilus oryzae (rice weevil) is the source of this 5547-nucleotide messenger RNA. RefSeq names its product voltage-dependent calcium channel subunit alpha-2/delta-3 (gene stol). Gene Ontology annotation, molecular function: voltage-gated calcium channel activity. NCBI's taxonomy places the organism in Eukaryota, Metazoa, Arthropoda, Insecta, Coleoptera, Curculionidae. The transcript is spliced from 23 exons. Gene Ontology annotation, cellular component: voltage-gated calcium channel complex. The coding region runs from base 154 to 3753 and encodes 1199 amino acids. The record is from RefSeq and is a predicted model, not a curated record.